GUUUAAGAGAAGGGGAAUUCUCGCUCCCUCUCUCUCCCUCUCUCUCUCUCUCUCAGCUGCCACCUCCUCACGAGCUCCAGCAUCAGCAGGCUCUUUGGGUGGAUGGAAUAGAGAAGAAAAGGCAGACGGACUGACAGAGCUACAGAGAGAGAGAGACGCAAGGCGUGCACACACACACAUACACACAGUCACACACACACAGAUCAGGAAAAAAACUCCUUUGAGCUGAUUCCUUCAGCCCCAACACAUGCCCUUGUUUUAUCAGUAAAAAAAAUAUUCCAGAGAAUCACGUUGUCUGAACUUGCACUGUGGGAUUCUUCGGGUGGAGAGACCGACAGCCGUCUUCAGAGGACACAGAGUUGAACACCCUCCCUCCCCCACCUUUUUUAAGGAAGACUCACGCUGCGUUCUUGUCCACCUGGCUGUCGCGCGACCGGGUGAAGGUAGCUCAGUAUGGGGAAGCGAGGCCUCAUCCUGGGCUGUUUGGCCGCUGCGCUCCUGUUCCAGCUCGGCAGCGCCGGCCUGGUGAAGAAGGUGAUCCGCCACCGGCGCGAAGCCCUGAUGCCCAAAAACGCCGCCGAGAACGUCUCGCUGCCCAGCCCCGACCAGCCCGUCGUCUUCAACCACGUCUACAACAUCAACGUUCCCGGCGGCUCCCUCUGCUCCGUGGACCUGGAGUCCCCCGGCGGGAGUGAGCCCAAGCUGAGGGACGCACCCGCCCCCACGGAGGUGCACACCAUCGACCACACCCUGGACGGGGACAACCAGAUCGUCUUCACCCACCGCAUCAACAUCCCGCGCCAGGCCUGCGGCUGCGACAGUCACCUGCCCGAGCUGAAGGACCUGCUGGCCCGGCUGGAGAUGCUGGAGGCUGAGGUGUCCAGCCUAAGGGAACAGUGUACCAGCGGAGCCGGGUGCUGCGGGGCGCAGGUCACAGGCGAGGUGGGGACCAAGCCCUACUGCAGCGGCCAUGGCAACUACAGCACGGACAGCUGCAGCUGCGUGUGUGAGCCGGGCUGGAAGGGCGCUAACUGCUCGGAGCCGGAGUGUCCCGACGACUGCCAGGACCAGGGCCGCUGCGUGGACGGCAAGUGCGUGUGCUUCGAGGGCUUCACGGGUGAGGACUGCGGGAUUGAGCUGUGCCCUGUGGACUGCGGUGAGCACGGCCAGUGCAUCGACGGGGCCUGCGUGUGCGCGGACGGGUAUACCGGAGAGGACUGCUCGCAGGCGGAAUGCCUGAACGGCUGCCUGGGGCGGGGCCGCUGCGUGGACGGGGAGUGCGUCUGCGACGAGCCCUGGACCGGGUUCGACUGCUCCGAGCUCAUCUGCCCCAACGACUGCUUCGACCGGGGCCGCUGCGACAACGGCACCUGCCACUGCGACGAGGGCUUCACCGGGGACGACUGCGGCAUCAAGACCUGCCCCAACGACUGCAACAACCGCGGCUUCUGCGUGGACGGCAAGUGCGUGUGCAGCGCCGGCUACACGGGCGACGACUGCUCCAAGCUCACCUGCCCCAACGACUGCAACGAGCGCGGGCACUGCUUCAACGGCAUGUGCAUCUGCGACCCCGGUUUCCAGGGUAACGACUGCGGCGAGCUCUCCUGCCCUGACAACUGCAACAACAGGGGGCGCUGCAUCGAAGGGGAGUGUGUGUGCGACGUCGGGUACCAGGGCGAAGACUGCUCCGAGCUCUCCUGCCCCAACAACUGCCUGAACCGUGGCCGCUGCGUCAACGGCCAGUGCGUCUGCAAAGAGGGCUUCGCCGGCGAGGACUGCAGCAUCAAGACCUGCCCCAACGACUGCUACGGCCGCGGGGAGUGCGUCGACGGGAAGUGCGUCUGCUACGCCGGCUUCGCCGGGCGCGACUGCAGCGUGCUGACCUGCCCCAAUAACUGCCGCAACCGCGGGCGCUGCGUCAACGGCCAGUGCAUCUGCAAAGAGGGCUUCGCCGGCGAGGACUGUGGCCAGAAGACCUGCCCCAAUAACUGCCGGGACCGGGGCUACUGCGUGGACGGCAAGUGUGUCUGCCUGGAGGGCUUCACGGGCCGCGACUGCGGGGAGCUCACCUGCCCCGCCAGCUGCAACGACAGGGGGCGCUGCGUCAACGGCAUGUGCGUCUGCGACGAGGGCUUCGUGGGGGACGACUGCGGGGAGCUGGGGUGCCCCGACAACUGCAACGACAGGGGGCGCUGUGUCAACGGCAUGUGCAUCUGCGACGAGGGCUACAUCGGAGAGGACUGCUCCGAAGUCUCCCCACCCAAGGACUUGAUGUGGACGGAGGUGAACCCGGAGACGGUGAACCUCACCUGGGUGAACGAGAUGACCGUGACGGAGUACCUGAUCACCUACGCGCCCACGGCGCCCGGCGGGCUGGAGAUGGACAUACGCGUGGCGGGCGACAAGAAGGCCGCCACCAUCCGGGAGCUGGAGCCGGGCGUGGAGUACCUGGUCAGCGUCUACGCCGUCCUCAACAACAAGAGGAGCGUCCCCGUCAGCGCCAGGGUGGCCACACAUCUCCCGGAGCCUGAGGGUCUGAAGUUUAAAUCAGUGAGGGAGACCUCUGUGGAGGUGCUCUGGGACCCCCUGGACAUCCCCUUCGACGGCUGGAACCUCAUCUUCAGAAACACUAAAGAGGAGAAUGGGGAGAUUCUCAACGCCCUGUCGCCCCCGGAGACCACCUUUGAGCAGUCGGGGCUGGGACCCGGGCAGGAGUACGAGGUCAAGCUCCAUGUGGUGAAGAACAACACCCGAGGACCUCCCGCGAGCAAGAACGUCAUCACAAAGAUUGAUGGCCCCAGCCAGGUCGAGAUUCGAGACGUGACGGACUCCUCGGCUCUGAUCACCUGGUUCCAGCCUGUGGCACAGGUGGACGGGAUCACGGUGUCGUACGGGCCGAGCGCAGAUACGAGCAGGAAGACGGUGAACCUGCCGUCCGUGGAGACGCAGUACCAUGCCGACGGCCUCGAACCCGACACCGAGUACGAGGUGUCGCUCAUGUCCACCAGGGGCGGGAUGACUAGCGAACCCGUGUUCGAUACCUUUACCACAGACCUGGACCCCCCUCGGGAGCUCCGCACAGUGGCGCAGACAGAUGAGAGCAUCACUCUGGAGUGGCGGAACAGCAGGGCGGACAUCGAAAACUACCGCGUCAAGUACGGCCCCCUCUCCGGGGGCGGGCACGGGGAAAUGCUAUUCCCCGCCGGACCGCGGGACACCACGCGAGCCGAAAUCACCGGUCUGAAGCCAGGGACGGAGUACGGCAUGGGGGUGACGGCAGUGAAGGAGGAGAGGGAGAGCUUACCCACCACCACAAACGCCGCGACUGAGCUGGACCCUGCCACAGACCUGGAGGUGAACGCGGUCACCGAGACCACGCUCAUCCUGGUGUGGAGGAGGCCCGAGGCCAAGAUCGACUCCUACAAGCUGACGUACGUGUCAGCGGACGGCAGGAGAACGGAGGUCCAGGUGCAGGGCGGCGCCACCACCGCCACCCUGAGGAACCUGGUGCCCGGCAUGCUCUACACCAUCACCCUGGUAGCACAGAGGGGCCGGCAGAGAAGCAGCCCCGCCUCCAUCUCCGCCUCCACAGAGGAGGAGAAGCCGGUACUGGGUAAUCUCACCAUCUCCGACGUGUCCUGGGACAGCUUCAAUGUGUCCUGGAGCCCGGAGGAGGGCGAGUUUGAGGGCUUUCUGAUUGAGCUUACAGAUUUAGAGGGGAGUGACUGUCAGAACCACACCCUCCCCGGCAACGCCCGGACUCUGGGCGUCGCCCACCUCAUCCCCAGCACCACUUACAGUAUCACUGUGUAUGGGGUGUUCCGGGGUAACCUGUUAGAACCCUCCUUUGCUGAGGCCACCACAGAGGCUGAACCAGAAGUGGAGGACCUUCUCGUAUCGGACGUCACGCCUAACAGUUUCCGACUGUCAUGGAAAGCCGAAGAGGACGUCUUUGAUAGCUUCGUCAUUAGAGUUAGCAAUGCCGAGAAUCUGGCUGAUCUGCAGGAGUUCGGCGUUGCCGGGAAAGAGAGGUUCAAAGUCGUAACGGGUCUGAGCGAAGACUCCGAGUACGAAAUCGAGCUGUACGGUGUCACUUUGGGAUGGCGCUCCAAGGCCAUCACCGGUGUAGCACAAACAGGUGUGGGUUCUCCCAAGGGCAUCCGCUUCUCUGACGUCACUGACACCUCCGCCACCGUUCACUGGACCGUGCCCCGCGCCCGAGUGGACAGCUACCGGGUCACCUACGUGCCAGCCCAGGGGGGAAGUCCUAUGACUGUGAAUGUGAACGGUGCUGUCUCCCAGACCGUGCUGUCCAACCUGACCCCUGGGGUCACCUACCAGGUGACUGUCAUCGCUGUGAAGAGUAUGGAGGAGAGUGAGCCUGGCUCAGCCAGUGUGACCACAGCCCUGGACAAGCCUCGCGGCCUGACGGCCAUCAACAUCACGGACACCGAGGCGCUGCUGAUGUGGCAGCCGUCCAUCGCCACCAUCGACGGCUACGUCAUCACCUACAGCUCGGACACAGUGGCCCCGGUGAUGGAGCGGGUUUCAGGGAACAUCGUGGAGUUCGAGAUGAGCUCCCUCACACCCGCCACGCACUACACCGUCAAGGUGUACGCUGUCAGAGAGGCCCAGAAGAGUGCCGCCACCAGCACAGACUUCACCACUGAUGUGGACGCCCCCCAGGACCUGGCAGCUAGUAAUAUUCAGACUGAGAGUGCCACACUGACCUGGAAGGCCCCUCGCGCUGACAUCACUGGCUACAUCCUCAGCUUCGAGUCAGCUGAUGGCGCUGUCAGGGAAGUGGUCCUGAGCCCCACAGCCACAUCCUACGGCAUGACCCAGCUGAGCGCCUCCACAGAGUACUCAGUGAGGCUUCAGGCCAUCGCCGGCCCCAAGAGGAGCCGCCACGUCACCACUGUCUUCACCACCAUUGGCGUGCUGUAUAAGUACCCGAAGGACUGCUCCCAGGCCCUGCUGAACGGAGAAACCUCCUCCGGCAUCUACACCAUCUACCUGGGCGGAGACGAGGGCCAGCCCCUCCAGGUGUACUGCGACAUGACCACGGAUGGAGGCGGCUGGAUUGUGUUCGUCCGACGCCAGAGCGGCAAACUGGAGUUCUUCCGGAACUGGCGGAACUACACCGCUGGCUUUGGUGACAUGAACGACGAGUUCUGGCUUGGUCUGUCGAACCUUCAUAAGAUCACAGCGUCGGGUCAGUACGAGCUGCGGGUGGACCUCCGAGACAAGGGCGAGACGGCCUACGCCCACUACGACAAGUUCAGCGUCUCCGAGCCCCGCAGCCGCUACAAGGUCCACGUGGGCGGCUACAGUGGCACUGCAGGUGACUCCAUGACCUACCACCACGGCCGCCCCUUCUCUACCUAUGACCACGACAACGACAUCGCCGUCACCAACUGCGCCCUCUCCUACAAGGGUGCCUUCUGGUACAAGAACUGCCACCGUGUCAACCUCAUGGGCCGGUACGGAGACAACAGCCACAGCAAGGGUGUUAACUGGUUCCACUGGAAAGGCCAUGAGCAUUCGAUCGAGUUCGCUGAGAUGAAGAUCCGGCCGUCCAACUUCAGAAACUUCGAAGGGAGGAGGAAACGAUCGUAGAACCGUUACCAUCCCUUUCACCCUCUUAUCCUCUUCCCCUGUCUCAUUCUCUCUCCUCUCACCCCCACGAAUCCAUUCACCCCUGUCACUACCAAAGCCACACUCCACCUGCCCACCCCCACCCCCACCCCCAGCAGACACGCCUCCUCAUUGCCCAGACCCACCCUACCCAGAAUCCUCCUGCACUUGAUUUCCAUUAACUGUCGUUUCCCACAUUUUCACAGCUGAAUUUCACGAACUGUUGCAGUUACCAUGGGCUUCUCAGUUCUCAGAUUAGCACCACACACUCUAAACACACACACAGGCAUGCACACGCACACACACGCACACACCAAAGAGAAGAACAUACUAUGUUUUAUAGGACAAGAGAUUUAAGCCUCCUUCUCUGUAAAGUUCAAGGUUGGGGGGUGGGGGUGGUUUACACACACAUCUGGCUUGGUGCUCUUACUUAUCAAACUGUAUUUGGUGUUCUCUGGUUUAAUUUUGCAUCUGGUUGCAACAUUUUACCACAGAAGGCAGAUGGUCUGUUUGUGGUCUUCUUUGUUACUGGGGCCUCCUCUUCACAAAGUAUUAACUUAUGUCUGCAUUGGACCGACUCAUUUCUCUGGUUUUCCCAGCCCCUAAUACACGCAGAACUGUCAUUACAGCUCAUUGGAAAUUACACAGGAUUAAAAAUGUUCGGAACAGAGACGAAAGGAUAAUAGAUUCUGGUUAUUCACCAAGUUAAACGGCCUCGUUCUGAGAUCCCGUCUGUUAAACUUUAUCAAAGAGGCUCCCAGAAGUCCUUUUCUCUUUUCUGUUUAUUAGUCUUUGUAUGACCCAUCCAUCCUGCCAUUCCUCACUCUUUCCUGCCAUCUUCCUCUCAUCCCCAUCUCCUCAGUUCAAGCCGUCCGCUGAAAGAGGGAAAGUUUGCCAGAGCAAUCAUGUGAUUUGAGUAUGCCCAGCUCUGCCCAUGCACUGAGAUGGUACCAGCACGUACUCCGCGCAUGGGUCCCGCACAUGAAACUACGCCACUCACAUAUCAAUGUUUGGCUUUGGGGUGCAGAAAAGAAAAAGAAAAAUUUUAAUAGUUAAUUAUUUCAAUUUAUUUCUUGAUUAAAUUUCUUCUACAAAUCCAAGGCAGGGCCUGUUAUUCAAUAUAUUAUUAAGAGUGAAAAACAACAACAAAGAUUUCUUACAUUUUCGCAAAAUGUGAAAAUGUACAAGGAGCCA
Molecule: messenger RNA, 6831 nt
Organism: Megalops cyprinoides (Indo-Pacific tarpon)
Lineage: Eukaryota; Metazoa; Chordata; Actinopteri; Elopiformes; Megalopidae
Product: tenascin-like
Exons: 23
Coding region: 454-5619 (1721 amino acids)
Molecular function (GO): protein binding
Source: RefSeq, a predicted model, not a curated record